AUGCCAGACAGCUGGAACACCUCUUCCGACAGCCUAGAAGCAAGAGCUGUAGGCAUUAUUGUGCCUGUGGUCUUUUCCCUCAUCUUCCUUGUGGGCACAGUUGGGAAUAGCCUGGUGUUGGCUGUGCUGCUACACAAUGGAGAGGUGAAAUAUAAUACUACAAACCUGUUCAUCCUCAACCUGGCAGUGGCAGAUCUCUUCUUUAUUGUUUUCUGUGUCCCAUUCCAGGCCACCAUCUAUACUCUGGAUGGAUGGCUUUUUGGUGCUGUUGCCUGCAAAGCUGUGCAUUUCUUCAUCUACCUUACCUUGUAUGCCAGCAGUUUUACCCUGGCAGCUGUUUCUGUGGACAGAUAUUUGGCUAUUUGCUACCCACUGAAAUCUCGGAAUCUCCGUACCACUUGCAAUGCAGUCCUUGCUAUUAUCAUGAUUUGGACCCUCUCCCUGCUUUUUGCAGGACCCUAUCUCAGCUAUUACCAAACCAUUAAUUACCAGGAGACGUUCAUCUGUGCUCCAGUUUGGGAGGAUCAACAUCGGAAGAUCUUAGACAUCUUCACUUUUGUGUUUAGUUACAUCCUCCCAAUCUCUGUUGUCAGCCUGGCUUAUGGCAGAACCAUCAAAUUCUUGUGGACUGCUGUAGACCCUCUGGAAAGAAUCUCAGAGUCCCGCAAAGCCAAACGGAGGGUCACCAAGAUGAUUAUUACAGUGACUGUCCUCUUCUGCUUGUGUUGGUUGCCCCACCAUUUAGUGAUCUUGUGUUUCUGGUUUGGCUAUUUCCCCUUUAACCAAGCUACCUAUGCCUUACGCCUAGCUUCUCAUUGCUGCUCGUAUGCCAAUUCCUGCCUCAACCCGAUUGUUUAUGCUCUCAUUUCCAAGCACUUCCGCAAGAAGUUCAAGCAAGUCUUUACUUGUGUUCUUGUCUAAGACAAGAACAAGAAGGAGUGAACUGACAAUAUCCAAGUGGCUAAUGGUUUCAUCAACCAGACUGUAGGUUUCUUUGGAGGAAACACAGAAGUAGCAUGGUUUAAUGAGGAAAAUAUGAGUUGUUGCAUGGAUCUGUUGGUAAGAACAUGGGAAGACAUUCUUCCUGAGAAAUGGCUCUAG
Protobothrops mucrosquamatus (brown spotted pit viper) is the source of this 1101-nucleotide messenger RNA. RefSeq names its product galanin receptor 3 (gene GALR3). NCBI's taxonomy places the organism in Eukaryota, Metazoa, Chordata, Lepidosauria, Squamata, Viperidae. The record is from RefSeq and is a predicted model, not a curated record. Gene Ontology annotation, biological process: G protein-coupled receptor signaling pathway. Gene Ontology annotation, cellular component: membrane. Gene Ontology annotation, molecular function: G protein-coupled receptor activity.